Molecule: messenger RNA, 3529 nt
Organism: Marchantia polymorpha subsp. ruderalis
Lineage: Eukaryota; Viridiplantae; Streptophyta; Marchantiopsida; Marchantiales; Marchantiaceae
Source: the annotation of a GenBank genome assembly
CUUCUCUCUCCCACUCCCUCUCCCUCUCCCUCCGUGUCACUCCGUCCUGCCUCCAUCUCCGGUCCUCACUCUGCCUGGCUUGCUUGCUUGCUUCUUCUCGUCGUCGGCAGCGACUGUCAAUUCUUUCAUUGCUUGUUGUUUCGAUUUGCCGAGUCUCUUCACACCAGCUUGUCGAGAAAACCGAAUCGCGCUUAUUGUCUGACCUCUUUCUUUGAGAGGAGUUUUUACGUAUCUCUGUGGUUUUGACUGUAUUUGUACAUCUGUAUCCUCCCGUGUGAAUAAUCCUUCGUCGCUGGCUCGAUUGUUGUUGGCUGAUUCCGUUGCCAACACUUGUUUAUCAAUCAUCGCCGUCCGACCGGAUGCGUGCUUGAGUGCUGCUGUACAUCCUGUCCUCCUCUGGCUCCAUUCUCGCCAGCGUUGAAGGCAUCACAACUGAACUGACCCGACCGACCCGACCCGACCCGAGUCGGAGUCGCCCGCGGCCGAUCCUUUGUAAUUAAGCCGACUUGCAGUUGUUUGCGCUCCUGCACAAUUUUGAUCGAGGGUCGAUAGAGGGUGGAGUUGGUUAACUCUGCGGCGAAUUUCUUCCCCGCCAUCUAUUCGGAAUUCGGUUUGGAGCUAGCAUCCGCACUUACUUAGGUGAAAGGGCACGCAAUUGGCGCAAGACGCGUGGAUAAGCUUUCGAUGCGAGCUGUUGAAGGUGUUCUUCUACCGUGGACCUAAAGCAGGUCUUGAAGCGGGAGUCAUUUCUUGUUCGUGGAGAGGAUUUUAGGCAGGGAUUUCGAGGAACGGUGACGCCGGUUUUCUUCCAGGAAGUCGUUGUCGAAGCUGUGGAGUUUUGUUUACACUCCUUCCCGAUUUCUGCAUUUAGAUGCUUAGACGGAGUAUAUCAGUCCCAGCGGAAGGAGAAGAGCUACUGCGUCCUAUAUUACUAGCUACAGCUUGGGAGGAAGUAUUUAAGCGACAGGUGCCUCACAAGUAGCUGCGCCAGUUUGUAUCGAGCGGGAGUGCUUGGACGGUUGUUGCAGCGACACCUGAAUGCUGAUUAUCGUAGAACCUCAUAUCUAAGCCAAGUGUGAGGAAGCAAUCGAGAAGGCAGGGGGGACAUCAUGACAUCGGCGGGGGGUCUUGUGGAUAAGGCGACCAGUGAUUUGUUGAUUGGUCCGGAUUGGGCUAUGAACCUUGACAUCUGUGACGUGAUCAAUGGUGAUCCUGGGCAAGCUAAGGACGUUGUGAAGGCAGUGAAAAAGCGGCUGAACAACAAGAACCCAAGAGUGCAACUCCUCGCUCUUACGGUCUUGGAAACACUUAUAAAGAAUUGUGGAGAGAUCGUGCAUCAGCAAGUUGCAGAGAAGGAUGUUCUUCAUGAGAUGACAAAAAUCGUGAAGAAAAAGUCAGACAUGCAAGUGAGGGACAAAAUUUUGGUAUUGUUGGACUCCUGGCAAGAAGCGUUUGGGGGCUCAAGGGGGAAGUAUCCCCAGUAUUACAUGGCUUACGAAGAGUUGCGCCGCGCAGGAGUUGAGUUUCCAGAUCGGGCUCCUGAGCACGCCGUGCCUAUAUUCACUCCCCCACAAACACAGCCAAUUGCCAUGGGACAUCCAGUUCAAGGUUAUGGCUCACCCGCUGGUGGUUACACUUCUCCCAGGGUUGAAGCUGCCAUGGCGGCUGAGCCUCCAGGGAUGAGCUUGACAGAUAUCGAGGCUGCUAGGAGUGGAAUUGAGGUUCUGACUGAGAUGUUAAAUGCUAUCAAUCCACGGGAGAAGGAGGCCGUCGUGGACGAAGUUAUUGUGGACUUGGUCGAUCAAUGCCGAACCAAUCAGCGCCGAGUUAUGCAGCUUGUGAAUACUACAUCGGAUGAAGAACUUCUUCGUCAAGGGCUGUCCCUCAAUGAUGAUUUGCAGCGUAUUCUUGCAAAACAUGAUGCCAUUGCGUCAGGCUCUCCUUUGCCAAAAGACCCUACACAGGCGGGGCGUCGAUACGAUCAUGAAGAGGAAGAAGGGGAGGAUGACUUCUCUCAGCUAGCCCACAGGUCAUCAGCACGGCCUCGGCCGUCUGCGCCAAGUUCUUCUGCUCAAACCAGCAAGCCAGCCCAACUUGCCCUACCUCCUCCUCCUCAAUUUAAGAAAGUAUUUGGAUCCCAACCUAGUCAGCGUGAGAUGACGGUCGAUCUACUGAGUGGGGAUAGUUAUCAAGAUGGCUCUCCUUCUUCUCCAGCGGCUCCAGUCAAUCAGUCUGUUCUGUCUUCUUCCCCGCAACCGCAAUCCCCACUCUCUUCAAACCCUUUUGAUUCUAGCCCAGCGUUCCAAGCUCUUCCUGCACUACCCGCCCCGCCCCAACCUUCUUAUGUGCAAUCCCCGCAGGCACAGCCUCAAACACAACCGCAUCCUCAGGCUCAGCCGCAGCAACAACAGUACUCCUAUUCAAAUGGAAUGAGUACACCUCCAACUGGACCAUUGCAACAAUACGGCUACCCAACUUACCCUCAGCAGCAGUACCCGCAAGGGCAGGUCCAAGCACAAGGUGCUCAAAGUAACUAUGUUGCUCCGUGGGCCCUAAAUAACAAUAAUUUCAGUACUCAGCAACGAGCUAUGAUGUACGGUGAAACUCCCCAGUCUUCCUCACAGCCAGCACAGGCUCAAGGAGGCUAUCCAGGUGUUUCUGCUCCGUGGAGUGGCAGCAGUAUUCCUCCUCCUCCUCCUAAUCAGCAACAAUUUAACCAAUCGCAAAUGAGUCCCCAGCAGAAAGCAAUGCUUUACGGAAAUACCAGUCAGAACGUGGUGCCUCAGAAUGUAGUACCAGUUCUUCCUCCACCUCCAGGUCAACACAGCCUCCGGCAGCAGUAUUUCCAACAGCAAGCUUCACCCUUUCCCGGUGGACAGAAUGAUUUGGUAGGGCGCACACAAAAUCUCUCUCUCCAGGAGCAAAGUCGGUAUAUGCAGAAUCAGGCCCUUGGUGGACAAGGUUUUCAGCAAGCACCGGUCCAGCCCCAGCAACCUGCAAAGGAAGUAAACCCUGCAGAUAAGCUAUUUGGAGACUUGGUGGAUCUGAGUAGUUCCAAUUCCAGAUUCAAGACUGCUGGAAUUUUGUCUAGGCCAAGUAAAUCUGGCAGCCUUUAAAUGUAAGCACCGUCACUUGUGAGUUCAAUUUCAGUGGGUUAUACUUGGGACUAGCAGAUGGUUUAGGUGUGGGCAAUGAACUGGUCUUCUUAUAAGGCGUUCCAAGUGUCAUGAAGACCAUGCCUAGACGUUAUGAGGCUACCAGUGUAAUUACAUGAUUGCUAGGGUGGUCCCUUUGGUAGUGUAAUCUAGUGCCCUUGUACUAAGUAAAGGUUUUCUGGUUUCUCUGUGUCUUUCCAAGGUCCAUGGUUCGGACACUUGUCUCGAAGGAUGUACUUCUUUCUGUAAGCACCUCCUUUUGCUGACAUCCUUGUCGCUGUCCCUUGUCUUUGUGUCUUGCUUGGUUCCCCCUGACUAUUCAACUGUUGCGGUCUUUGUGAGACCGUAUUCUACUAUCAAAAGUUUAUAAGAUG